AUGAUGUACAAACUGAUGACCAUUUUUACUUCCUGCUUCAUCUUAAUUCUUUACGCGAGAUCUUCAACGGCAAAAGCUUUGACCCCCGAAGAUGUGGAGGGUUUGCUACCACCGGAUCCGCGCGAUAAGAACGAGACGAUAGCCGCCGUUGUUCAGGACCCCGUCGUCCAGGAUGCCGUGCACAACGCGGUGAACAAUGGUUCAUUAAAUGGACUCGUCGUGAAGAAACAUGUAUUCAUAAUGCCAGCUACCGAUCCCAAAACGGUGCUCUCGAAACGCGAACACCUUCUCGUGGUUCCGACUGAAAAUUUGGAGGACGUGCGAAAGAACAUAACCGAAGUCAAGCAAGCAGAGGCUCGGGAGACGUCCACGGCUGGGAACCAGGCAUUCUUCGAGGAAUACGCAAGUGAAUACACGCCAGAGGAAGAUGAAAAUAGAGAGGAACGAGACGAGUUGAGUGAGAAACGUAAAAGCGGGACAGAAUUCUUAAAAAAUGAGCUUAGUCACGGAUCGGCUUUACUGGAACCGGAAGACACCGAGAAAAAGAUUGCGGUGCCGAUCGUGGCGGUCAUCGACCCCACGAACGCCGAUAAGGGGAAAGUGAAGAGUCCCAUCGUUGCUAUCCUUCCUAAUCAACCAAUCGUCGACGUUCCAGUGAACAAUCAAGUUCAAUUCUUGAAGGAUAAUAGUGAUCGGAUUCAAAAGGAGGCUCAAGAUUUCGUCGAUGGGAGUUCGUUAACGGUUAACACUAAUUAUUAUUGGAAACCGACACCUGAGAUUGCUUCGCCGCCUGGAAGUUCUCCGAUCUCGUUGUACGUGGACGAGGUGGUGCCGAGCUUAGCAACGGAGGCGAUCCUGACGCCGGUUGUGGUGCCUCAAUGGAACCUGGUUCCAUUAACGGAUGAUCAAGGCGAAGAAACAGAACUCGGUACGACGGUUAUUAGAAAUGAAGUGGAUUGAGCGAGAAACUUCAAGACAACCGGGGAAGAUGGAUAGUCGAGAAGAGAAGACUUUUUAAUGAAACAAACUUGUUUAGCUAUAAACUUUGUGUUAAAGAAUUGAAGAUGAGAAACGUUUGACGACUAAAAUAGAAAAGCUGAGC
Messenger RNA from Ceratina calcarata, 1102 nucleotides. RefSeq lists its product as uncharacterized. The transcript has 6 exons. NCBI's taxonomy places the organism in Eukaryota, Metazoa, Arthropoda, Insecta, Hymenoptera, Apidae. Bases 1 to 960 code for a protein of 319 amino acids. The record is from RefSeq and is a predicted model, not a curated record.